CUUAAAGAUUUUUGAUUCUCUUCCCCUAAUCAAUUUCUCAGUAAUGAAGAUUGAUCCUAGGAACUGAGUCAUACUCUGUUUUCAAUUUCAUUAACAUUUCAAGCCAUUGUAUGCUUCUGGAUUUGGUUUUUUGCAAUUUAGGACUUUUUCUGCAAUCUAGUGAUUAUGAAGCAAAACAAUCUGUAAUCUUUAUACCAAUUGGUUGAAGUUGAAUUUUUUGGAUGUGAAUGAGUCUAAUGGAUCUUAUUGGUCCAACUUGUUUCUGGAUAUUUGGAUGUAUUUAUCUUGUUUUGUUGCUUAAUGAUUGUGAAGCACCAGCCUUUUAGCAUAUGUGAUGUUCAAUUCUGAUCUUUAUAAGCAGUUGGAAUGUGAAAAGAUAUUUACUUUAAGGUGUUUUUGAAGCAGCAAUCAUGAGAUUCAACAAGGGAACUAAAGUCGAAGUGUUGAGCAAAUCAUCGGUUCCAUCUGGCGCCUGGCGGUCUGCAGAGAUCAUAUCAGGAAAUGGGCAUUACUACACUGUCAUGUAUGAUCAUAAUGAUGGUACAGAGAGGGUACCGAGGAAGAGUAUGAGGCCUGAGCCUCCUCGUUUACAAGUUCUUGAUGCUUGGUGUCCUGGUGACAUUCUUGAGGUUUUCCAAAGUUGUUCGUGGAAGAUGGCAAUCGUUUCCAAGGUUUUAGGAAACGGUUGUUUCUUGGUUAGAUUACUUGGUUCCUCACUGAAGUUCAAGGUGACUAAAUCCGAUAUUCGGGUUAGACAAUCUUGGCAAGAUAACGAGUGGAUCAUGAUUGGACAGGGUACAUCAAGAUUAAGCGCACAGACUUCAACAGGAGAACUAAGGAGAAAGGUGAAUCCGAAAGGCGACUACAUUUCAUCUGAGAGCAAAGACAAGCUUGAUGAGUCUGAUGUACCUUUGUCAGUAGGUCUAAAGAAACGGACUUACUCUUUGGUUGAACCUCACAAUCAAACUAGAGCUUUAGCUGCUUAUCCUCCAAGGUUUCGUGAAGAAGUGAAAGAAGAAGAAGAAGAUAGAGAGAGUGUUGCUUCUUCUGUUGGUAGUUGUUGCAUGGAUACUGAUGGUCUCAGUGCUGUUUCAUUCAAUCCCAUUGAAACCGGUAACUCUAGUGACACAGAGUCAUCGUCUUGUGGCUACGGGAAGGUCAAGAAGUUGGUGGUUCCAAGAAAAGGCUCAGAGGCUGCUGAUGUUCAUAGGUUAGAGCUGGAUGCAUACCGAAGCAGUAUCGAGAGAUUGCACGCAUCCGGACCAAUCAUAACAUGGGAACAAGAAACGUGGAUUACAAAUCUCCGUCUCAAAUUGAACAUUUCGAAUGAGGAACAUCUGAUGCAGAUAAGAAACCUUAUCUCUGACGAUAACAGUACUAUAUACAGAUAGCAGCAGCAGCAGCAUUGAGAACUACAGUUUGUGUUACAUAGAAUAAAAACUGAGUGUAGAUUGUACAAAUGUCAUUUUAUUUUUCAUUCAGGUUUUUUGAUUUAAUUCCAAACUUGUGAAAGAAAAUUUGAUCAUCUUUACUCUUUUAUCUUUGCGUUGGACUUGAGGAAGACUAGCAAUGUAUAUAUGAUUCAUGCCAUGGCCUAAAAGCUAUACAUAAAAAAGGAGAUGAGAAGAUUUGUGU
Messenger RNA from Arabidopsis thaliana (thale cress), 1635 nucleotides. Its product is annotated as Plant Tudor-like RNA-binding protein. NCBI's taxonomy places the organism in Eukaryota, Viridiplantae, Streptophyta, Magnoliopsida, Brassicales, Brassicaceae. Gene Ontology annotation, cellular component: nucleus. The transcript is spliced from 2 exons. The coding region runs from base 411 to 1391 and encodes 326 amino acids. The record is from RefSeq and is marked reviewed.